Messenger RNA from Monodelphis domestica (gray short-tailed opossum), 473 nucleotides. The record is from RefSeq and is a predicted model, not a curated record. NCBI's taxonomy places the organism in Eukaryota, Metazoa, Chordata, Mammalia, Didelphimorphia, Didelphidae.
CAGUGAUGUGCGACAAGGAAUUCACGUGGGCUUUGAAAAAUGGAGACCUGGAUGAGGUGAAAGACUAUGUGGCCAAGGGUGAGGAUGUCAACUGGACACUAGAAGGUGGUAGGAAGCCUCUUCAUUAUGCAGCAGAUUGUGGACAGCUUGAAAUCCUGGAAUUUCUGCUACUGAAAGGAGCUGAUAUUAAUGCUCUAGAUAAACAUCAGAUCAUCCCUCUUCUGUCUACAGUAUAUGAAGGUCACGUUUCCUGUGUGAAAGUGCUUCUAUCAAAGGGUGCUGAUAAAACUGUGAAAGGCCCAGAUGGACUAACUGCCUUUGAAGCCACUGACAACCAGGCAAUCAAAGCUCUUCUUCAGUGAUGGCUGGAUGAACUGAUCCAUAUAGAAGAAUGCCUCUCCUGUGGCCUCACACUGCUGCCGGUCUGUCUGUCACUCUCUAUCUGCCAACUUCUUCAGCUAAAUACUUUAAGA